This is a messenger RNA of Lobosporangium transversale, 315 nucleotides long. Its product is annotated as Triosephosphate isomerase. Bases 1 to 315 code for a protein of 104 amino acids. Gene Ontology annotation, molecular function: triose-phosphate isomerase activity. The record is from RefSeq and is a predicted model, not a curated record. NCBI's taxonomy places the organism in Eukaryota, Fungi, Mortierellomycota, Mortierellomycetes, Mortierellales, Mortierellaceae. The transcript is spliced from 4 exons. Gene Ontology annotation, biological process: gluconeogenesis; glycolytic process; glycerol catabolic process. Gene Ontology annotation, cellular component: cytosol.
AUGCCUCGCAAGUUCAUCGUUGGUGGAAACUUCAAGCUCAACGGCUCCCAGUCGUCUUUGCACACCUUGAUUGAGAACCUUAACCAAGGAGAUCUCGAUAGGAAUGUUGAAAUCGUUGUCUCUCCUCCUUUUGUCUAUCUUGACCAGGUCCGCAAGUCUGUCCGCAAGGAUGUUGCUGUUGCUGGACAGAACUGCUACUCCAAGGCUAGCGGUGCUUACACCGGCGAAGUCGCACUGAAGAUGGACAGUGGUAUUCCGCUUGUUAUAAUGAAAAACGGAUGUGGUGUGAACCCAAUUGCUCACUUUAUCACGUGA